UCAGAUGACCCAAUAAUUAUUCAGACUCUGAGCUCCGAAACUCCUCCAUUUUUUUUUUGGGCAACCCAAUCUUGGUACUUCUCCAAAAUGCGAAGAGCCUCAAGGAUCAUUACCUCAUCAGCUUCAAACCUCAGCCACCGCGCUUCAUCUAGUUUUGCUCACCCCAAACACUCCUUCACUCCUUUGUUUGUACCACAAACUCACCAAAACCCAGAAACGCAAUCGCUUCCCGGUGGUUUUCUGAAAUGGGGUUCGCUUGGUUCGGUCAGAGCUUCAAGUUUUGCUUCUGGGUUCUCGCCCUUGAAGCCCAAGCCGUUGGAUUCCAUUAUUGACAUUCAUAGGGUUAAGGAUCGCUCACCUGAGGACAUUGCUUCAGCUUGGGACGAUUAUCACUUGGGAAGAGGACAUAUUGGUGCCUCAAUGAAGGCGAGUCUGUAUCACUUGUUGGAGCAUAGAGCAGCAGAUUGCCGGUAUUUCGUCAUUCCUUUGUGGAGAGGGAGUGGUUAUGUCACAAUGUUUGCUCAAGUGCAGAUGCCACACAUGAUUUUCACUGGUCUUGAAGAUUAUAAGGCAAGAGGAACUCAAGCUACUCCCUACUUCACUAUGACGUAUUACAAUGAAUUUGCACAAAGCAAGGACAUGGUGCUUAUCCGAGGCGAUGUUGUACUCCCCAGCAAGCUCAGUGACUCAGAAGCAAAAUGGCUUCUGGAGACCACCCAAACCUUCUAUUUGAAUGAUGUCAGGUACAAGUUGGUUGAACGGUUCAACAAACAAACACAUGAUUUCGAAUUCAAGGAUGUCUUGCAAGCACUGGAUAUGCCCAAUCUGUGAUUUCCCCAACAGAAAGGAAUUUUGGCCUUAUAGCAGUGAUAGAAGUUUUUGAUAAUAUCAUUGACCAUUCUGUUAGAUGUACUGAUCAAAUAAGAAAGGGAGACUCAUGCGGUGUAGCAAAAAAUUCAAACUCAGUCAUACCCUGGAGAUUCUGAUUUCUUUUUUCAUUUACUUGUGGAUUGAUGAUUUGCUGUUUUAUACAGUAAGCUUGAGAUUACGAGUUAGUUC
Molecule: messenger RNA, 1059 nt
Organism: Rosa rugosa (rugosa rose)
Lineage: Eukaryota; Viridiplantae; Streptophyta; Magnoliopsida; Rosales; Rosaceae
Exons: 4
Coding region: 88-831 (247 amino acids)
Biological process (GO): mitochondrial proton-transporting ATP synthase complex assembly
Cellular component (GO): mitochondrion
Source: RefSeq, a predicted model, not a curated record